This is a messenger RNA of Zingiber officinale, 1232 nucleotides long. Its product is annotated as DNA-directed RNA polymerases II, IV and V subunit 3-like. The record is from RefSeq and is a predicted model, not a curated record. NCBI's taxonomy places the organism in Eukaryota, Viridiplantae, Streptophyta, Magnoliopsida, Zingiberales, Zingiberaceae. Gene Ontology annotation, molecular function: DNA-directed RNA polymerase activity; DNA binding; protein dimerization activity. The transcript has 3 exons. Gene Ontology annotation, cellular component: RNA polymerase II, core complex. Bases 29 to 1027 code for a protein of 332 amino acids. Gene Ontology annotation, biological process: DNA-templated transcription.
CGGCGAAAAGUCGGCCGGAGAUCGAGCAAUGGCGAGCGAGAAGAUGGGCGGCGGUUUGCGGACGUCUUACCAGCGGUUCCCGAAAGUCCACAUCCGCGAGAUGACGGACGACUACCUCAAGUUCGAGCUGCGCGACACCGACGCGAGCAUCGCGAACGCCCUCCGCCGCGUCAUGAUCGCCGAGGUGCCCACCAUCGCCAUCGACCUCGUCGAGAUCGAGAUCAACUCCUCCGUGCUCAACGACGAGUUCAUCUCCCACCGCCUCGGCCUCAUCCCCCUCACCAGCGACGACGCCAUGUCGAUGCGCUUCUCCCGCGACUGUGACGCCUGCGACGGCGAUGGCCAGUGCGAGUUCUGCUCCGUCGAGUUCUUCCUCAGUGUCCGAUGCGACUCCGACCAGACGCUCGACGUCACCACCGCCGACCUCCAGAGCACCAACCCCCGCGUCUGCCCCGUCAAUGUGACUAUUGCGAGCGCUAUGUCAAGCGAUCGCGAGGGAUGCGAGUCCUCCGAGCAAAAGGGCAUACUCAUUGUGAAAUUACACCGUGGGCAAGAGCUAAGACUUCGAGCUAUUGCUAGAAAAGGGAUUGGCAAGGAUCACGCCAAAUGGUCACCUGCUGCAACUGUUGCAUUUAUGUAUGAGCCACAGAUCCAUAUAAAUGAGGAAUUGAUGGAAACAUUGACGCUUGAAGAGAAACAAGCCUGGGUUGAGAGCAGCCCUACAAAAGUUUUUGUCAUUGAUCCAAAUACUCAACAGGUGGAAGUUAACGACCCAGAGGCCUAUACAUACGAAGAUGAAGUCCUCAAGAAAGCGGAAGCUAUGGGGAAACCAGGCCUCAUCGAGAUUUUUCCUAAAGAAAACAGUUUCAUAUUCACCGUUGAAUCAACCGGUGCCAUCAAGGCUUCACAGAUGCUCCUCAAUGCGAUCAACGUUCUGAAGCAGAAGUUGGAUGACAUCCGCUGCUCGCAUGAUGAUGCAUCCGACAUGAACGAACUAACUUCACACCUGGGAAUUCAGUCGAUCUAGAUGUACUCUCCAUGGUACUAUUUUGCGAAAACUUAUGAAAGGGUAAAUCAAUAGACUAUUUUGUGCCUUUUGGCACUAGAACCCUUCAAACUUUCUUUUAUAUGAUGUAUGCGUUAUUGGGUUGUUAUAUUGAAGUGUGUAGCUAACUAUAAAUUGUUGAGAUUAACACGACAUGAGGAGUAUGAUGAGGAUUCACAGUGUGCAA